UUGGUGCAUCUGUGAAAAUGUCAAGACGCAGUGGUCGUGUUACGCUACAAGAUAGAAACGAAAAUACCAUACAGCCGGUGAAGAUUACAAGAAAAAGGAAAUCAGAGCAAUGCAACAAAAAGAGAGCGCACCUGGCGAAGAAGAAGCAGAGUUAUGAAAUACAGAAUCGGUGGACACAAGGAGGUGUCAGCCCUUGCGUCCUUGUUGAAACUCCCCACAAGGAGCUCGAGACGGCUAGUGACCUGACCGGUUUCAAGCAGUAUAGGUUCAAAAAUCUCUUCAUCAAACCCUCACCAUUGCCCUGUCUCAGCUGGGCCAACUCGGACGAUGUGUGGAUUAAGAUGUUGAACAAAGAACUGAAGUAUGUCCAUGACAAGAGCUUCAUGCAGCGGCACCCAAAGCUGCAGCCGAAGAUGAGAUCUAUCCUCCUGGACUGGCUUCUAGAGGUGAGUGAGGUGUACACUCUUCACCGGGAGACGUUCUACCUGGCCCAGGACUUCUUCGACAGAUUCAUGCUGACGCAGGAGAAUGUUGGCAAAACCCGCCUGCAGCUUAUCGGCAUCACCUGCCUCUUCAUCGCAUCCAAGAUUGAGGAAAUUUACCCACCCAAACUUCAUGAGUUCGCUUAUGUAACAGAUGGAGCCUGUGAUGAAGAUGACAUUCUGGAAAUGGAGCUGAUCCUGCUGAAGGCUCUGAAUUGGGAACUCUGUCCAGAAACGGUCAUUUCAUGGCUGAAACUCUACAUCCAAAUGGCGUCUUUGAAGGAAAGCCCCAAUGUUCUCGAACCUCAGUUUUCUCAGGAUACAUAUAUACAGAUUACCCAGCUUUUAGAUUUAUGUAUACUUGACAUCAGUUCCCUGGACUAUCAGUAUGGUGUACUGGCUGCUGCAGCUUUUUUCCACUUUACCUCUAUUGAAGUUGUACAGAAAGUAUCAGGUCUGACGUGGGACAGCAUUGUGAGCUGUGUGAACUGGAUGACCCCCUUUGUGAGGACCGUGAGCGAGUGUGAGGCCGUCCGACUGAAGGACUUUAAGAAAGUGGCUGUGGAGGACAGGCACAACAUCCAAACGCACGUGGACUACCUGACCAUGCUGAACGAUGCUCAACAGACGCAGCAGCAGAGCCUGGCCAGACUGUCGCCCAUGCCCCCGCCCACAGACGGGUUCCUGACCCCGCCCAGCAGCACAGAGAAGCCCUCGAACCACUGAAGCCGUGGCUCAGCUGCAGCGAGGCUCGGAACAGGCCCUGCCCCCACGAUUCCGCUCAAAACCCACCAAUGAGUGAUUGGAAAACGCAUUCUUGUUUUUAAAACAAAAACUGAAUUUUAUUAUGUAUUUUUGGUUUGAUUUAAAGGAAUUUACUUGCAUUCAGUACUUCAAGCCAUUCCAAGAGAGAUUAUUUUGAGAAUAUGCCUUUUGAUUUGAGCAUAAAGAAAUUGAGGAGAUCAAUAUUAGAAAUUAGUCCUGCAUAAAUAGAAUAUUUCUCUCCAACUGCUUUGGGGAAUGUGGAUCCUCAAAGUCCUUUUGUACAAAUUUUAAAAAUGUAUUUACUUGAAUUGAUAUACACACAUGGUAUUUGAGAAGAGAUUUGCGAAUUGUGCCAUUUAGACCAUAGGAACAAAAAUGUACAUAGCUGGGAAAGUACAUUUGGUCGUAUGUCUCUCCCAAGUUAUUUAUACAAAGUAAUUGGUGCUGGCUGGAAGUUUGUCUCAUCAGGCAUAAUUUAUACUGCUGUGUCAGUAUUUAUCGCAGUCAACAUUAAGUACCUUUAACGUCAGAGUCCUGUUUCACAAAGGCAGAUUACUGAGUUAGCUGGAUAACUGCACUGAGUAAAACCCGGAACCCUCCUCAAUCUCGAACAUGGACUGAAGUUAAAAGAACUGCUCUGGGUUUUACUCGGUGCAGUUUUUCAGCUAACCCGGUAAUUCUGCCUUGUGAAAUACCCCCCUAGAGGCCUGAUAAAUCUGUAUGGAAAUAAACCGUAUAGGUUUGAAACCUCAGAUUUGCUAUGGAAGACCUGAAAUGGUAGGCAACUGGCUUUCUCAUCAUAGGCAACUGCUUGAUGGUGUGCAUACCUUAUUUUGUGUAUUCCUUAUUCUCACAAAAUGGCCACUGAUGCAAUACCACUGCAUUUUCUACUAUUAAAUAGCAUUCCUGGAAGACUUGACUUUUUUUCCUGACUUUGAGGUAAAAAGUCAGUGAAGCUAAGCUUGUGCAGAAUUAUUACGUCAGCUAUUUAUGCGACUAUGCUUUUGUAUGUCUCUUCCCUACGUAGUGUGUAUGUAAAUUAUCUACCCAUAUGAGCUCAAAUUUCCUUUAAUUUAACACUGCCAAAGGCAUAUUUAAUUCAAACUGCAUUUUAUUUAAGAUAGUGGAUUUCCUCUUAACUGUGUGAUGCAAUGUAGAAUCAGACUGUGUUGGCACCAUCCUAUUCAGGGUGCUUAUACUUCUGCUCAGCACUGACCUGGGUGUAAAAUGUGGAGCUGUUUUAAUGGGAUGUUUCAGAGAACCGGACCUACCUUUAGUGUGGGUUUAAGGUUCAAUCCAAUCCGACUGCAGUGUUUUUUGUUCCCCCACCUUCUGAGUUUUGACAAGUUCAAAGCCAUUUCUCGGGGUUUGACAAAGUGCACUGCGGUCGGUAUUGUUUCUGAGCCUCCAUGCCCUGCCAAGGACCAACUGGGUAUCUGAAGUGCUACCCACAGACCACUGGCAGACUUAUUACUGUAAGCUACAGGGCUGCUCAAAACAGUGAAUGGUUUACAAUUAACCAUGUAAAUACAAUAUAUGUAUUAUAUGUGUACAUAGAAAUGUACAAAUGGAUGUGUUUGUAACAUUUUAUUUUGUAAUUGAAAUAAAUGUAUAGUUCUCUUUAAA
Molecule: messenger RNA, 2873 nt
Organism: Anguilla rostrata (American eel)
Lineage: Eukaryota; Metazoa; Chordata; Actinopteri; Anguilliformes; Anguillidae
Gene: ccne2
Product: cyclin E2
Exons: 12
Coding region: 18-1208 (396 amino acids)
Biological process (GO): G1/S transition of mitotic cell cycle; regulation of cyclin-dependent protein serine/threonine kinase activity
Cellular component (GO): nucleus; cyclin E1-CDK2 complex; cytoplasm
Molecular function (GO): cyclin-dependent protein serine/threonine kinase regulator activity
Source: RefSeq, a predicted model, not a curated record